UUCCAAUUUUUGUCAAGAGAUGUCGUAAAUUCAAAAGUAAAACAUGUUUUUACACCUUAUGCAAUCAAUGAAAAAUAUAAAUUACAUGUAAUUCAUAUACUUUGGAACAAUAAGAAUAUCUAUAAACCCUGAUAUGUUUAAAAACAUUGGAUUUAGAAGAUUUAUAUUUUACAACAAUAACAAAGUACUGACUUCCGAUGCGCAGUAAGAAUGCGCAAUAGCUGUCGCUAAGGUGACAAAAAUAAUUUUUACAAAAUUUGGAGAUAAUUAUUGAAUUUAACACUGGAAAUAACAAAAUGGCUGAUAAUGAAGAGACACCCCCUGUUGAAGCUGAGGGAGACACUGUUGUUCGACAACCACCUGAAGGAGAAUCUAAUAUUCCUGAACCUCCGCCAAAUGUAAAUGAAGAGAAAACAGAUGUACAGGAAGAGAAAAAUGUCAACCCCAAUGCUUUGAACCAAGUCUGGUCUUUUGGACUUAACAAGCAUGUCCCAGUGUUGAAUCUGACAGAUUCAGAGCGAGAUAUGAUAAUGUACUCAUGUGCACACACAGGCAUCCUCUAUGACUUUAAGAACAAUCUACAGCACCUGUUACAAGGACAUUCCAAUGCUAUCUCUGCUACAUGUACUAGUGAAGAUAAACGCUGGCUGGCCACAGCAGACAAAGGAAAAAAUAACAUCAUCAUCAUUUGGGACACAUACACAGGGGUUCCAGUACGGACCAUAUUUGACCCCCAUCCGGAUGGUGGAGUACAAGCUAUUGCUAUGACCCCUAAUGCUAAAUAUAUCGCCACAAUAAGUGCUGCAGAAACUCAGACUGUAGCCAUCUGGGAUUGGACUUCUGAGGAGGAUACUCCAGUUUGUACUGCUCAGCUUCAUACAAACUAUGGCGUUCAGAACUACAUACAUUUCAACCCUGAGGACGUCACACAGGUUGUCACAAAUAGCGACUGCCAGGUCAUUUUCUACUCUUGGAAAGGAGGUGUGAUCCAGUAUUUUGCUCCACCCUUGACUGAUGACGAUUUUAACAAACCUGUUGGAAAGUUCAGCCAGUCGAUAUUCCAAAGUGGGAGUACACGGGCGCUAACCGCAACUGCGUAUGGCAAUUUAGUUGUGUGGGAUGAAAACAAACCCAUGGUGAAAGCUACGCCAGGGUCGACACCUAAUAAGAGGGCACUGAAACUAGUGCGUCUUCAAGAUCGAGCAAUUAAUGUCCUAACCACAACCAGCUCUGGUGAACAAAGAUAUUUGGUAUGUGGUGACACCAAGGGAGAUGUGAAGUUCUUUGACCAAAAUCUAAAGCUUGCGAACUGGUAUCAAGACUUCCAGCUUGGGCCAAUCAGUUCACUUUCAUUUGCUUACAUUCAAGAGGCUCCGGAAGAAACAAAACCUGAUAGUGAUUAUCCGCCUGAUGCCACAAUAAAAGCGAAACAAUUUAUUGUCAAGAAUUUUAUUAUUGGCACAACGACGGCAAUUUGUGCACAUGUGACUACAGAUGGCAGCACCACUGAAGUGAUACACAGAGAACACGAUUCUGCUGUGCACGCUUUAGCAGUACAUCCCGAAGAGACCAAGGUUGUUAUUGGGAGUUACUCUGGACUGCUGCAGAUCUGGGAUUAUGAAACCAAGAGAGUCAUUGCAUCUCGAUACUUUGACAGAGGCCAGAUGAUUCGCUGUUGUGCAUUUGACCCCAAAGCACAAUAUUUGGGUGUUGGUUUCACAAAUGGCAGUGUCAGCAUCCUAGAUGCCCUCACUUUGGAUGAUGACAUUGAAGAACCAUUCCGUUAUGCCAGGGACACAGUCACACAUAUCGCCUUCAGUCAUGACUGCAAAUUUAUGGCAACAGCGGAUGCGGAAUUCACGACAACAUUAUUCCGUGCGGGAGAAGAUCAAGAAGAGGAAUCAUGGGUAUAUGUGGGGCGUAAUCGGGCUCAUUAUAAACUUAUCCAUGAUAUGAUGUUCGGAGUGCAGCUUGAUACCAACGCACCCCGUCUACUAACUCUGGGUCGAGAUAGAGUUUUAGUGGAAUAUGACCUUGAAAACAGUGACAAGGACAAUCUGCGCUUACUCAGCUCAGACAGAAUAGAACAAAGUGCUGUGCCACUCUGUAUGGCUUGGUAUCCUUCAAUUACAAAAGAGAGUUUUAUAAUCACAGGGAACAACCAGUACAAAUUCAAACUUUACAACACAACCACAAAGAUGUGCCGGAAAACUCUAUUAGGACCAACAUAUGGGUCACCCCCACAGAGAGCAGUUGUAAUUCCAUCAGUUGACGAGACUGCAGACACUUUACGCUACAUGGCUUAUAUCACCACAGACAAGAUUGGUUUUGUCAAACUGCCACUAGAUGGAAAUCCACAUAAUUCAAUGGCUAUGAUUGGUCAUCCUGGAGGGAUAUCUAACAUCGUAUGCAGUAAGGAUGGCAAGUAUUUGUUCUCAUCUGGUGGACCAGAUGGCAGCACUCACAUGUGGGAAAUUAACGUCACAGCUUUGGAGGUCCAGGCUCAACUUGGGGGUAAUGACCUUGUGCCAUUCUACGGUCUCCUUGAUGGGGGACGAGAAGGGGAGUUCUUUGCUGAACUGGAGGAUUACUUCUACUAUGCUCAGAUAAGAAGUCAAGGGGUAGACACAACAGAUGGUCGAUCAAUCACAACAAGGAUACCUCUCACUGAAGUUCCAUUUGUGAUGCGAGCACUUGGAUUUUAUCCAUCUGAACAAGAGAUUCAAGACAUGCUGAAUGAAGUGAAAUUCAGUUCAUAUGUGGAGACAGGGAAAUACCAAGAAGAUAUAGAUCUUGGAGGUUUUAUAAAACUAUAUAUCAACCACAGGCCAGCUUUUGGAUUACAACCUGAGAAAAUUAAAUGGGCUUUCGAAACUCUUGGGUUCAACUCUGAAAAUGGUCCAACCAUAGAUAGAGGUGAACUACUAGACAUGUUACAAAGAAAGGGUGAGCACAUGACUGAAUACGAACUUGCGGAAUAUCUCGUUUGUCUGUUGGGAUUCAGUGCGGAAGGUGGGACCAGUGAAAUGAAUGACUUUGACCCUACUGUGGCAGGGGAUAUUAUUGAUGAAAAUCUCCCACAAGAUAUUACUGUGGAUAUGUUCUCAGAUGAAGUACUUGGAUUUUCUAUGUAUAAGGACAGUGAUGUAUCACAAGCGAACUUAACUAAUGGAAUUACAGAAAAGGCACAAGUCCUGACUAUAGACAGCUAAAAUAUACAGCUAAACUGCACAGCUAAAAGCAUACAGCCAUCCUUAAAAUCAAUCUUA
This is a messenger RNA of Owenia fusiformis, 3269 nucleotides long. NCBI's taxonomy places the organism in Eukaryota, Metazoa, Annelida, Polychaeta, Sabellida, Oweniidae. The record is from the annotation of a GenBank genome assembly.